Marmota flaviventris (yellow-bellied marmot) is the source of this 2904-nucleotide messenger RNA. It is a transcript of the gene Adam15, whose product is annotated as ADAM metallopeptidase domain 15. Gene Ontology annotation, biological process: proteolysis; innate immune response; integrin-mediated signaling pathway. Gene Ontology annotation, molecular function: integrin binding; metalloendopeptidase activity. The record is from RefSeq and is a predicted model, not a curated record. NCBI's taxonomy places the organism in Eukaryota, Metazoa, Chordata, Mammalia, Rodentia, Sciuridae.
GCUGCCCUCGCCCGGCCCGGGGCGCCGCUGCCAUGCGGCUGGCGCUGCUCUGGGCCCUGGGGCUCCUGGGCGCAGGCAGCCCUCUGCCUUCCUGGCCGCUCCCAAAUAUAGGUUUCAUGGAGGAACAGCAGGCCAGACCAGAGAGGGCCCCGAGUGGGCCCUCGCAGCCCCAGAUCCUUCAGGACAAGGUCCCUAUUGGCCUAGCAGAGGUGUUUCAGACGGGUCUGUCUAAGGCCAUGAGGAUCAAAGUGGAGCUGGACGGUGACAGUUACAUCCUGGAGCUGCUGCAGAACAGGGAUUUAGUCCCAGGUCGCCCAACCCUGGCAUGGUAUCAGCCAGAUGGCACUCAGGUAGUCAGUGAGGGACAUACUCUGGAGAACUGCUGCUAUCAGGGCAGAGUACAAGGCCAUACCAGCUCCUGGGUCUCCAUGUGCGCCUGCUCCGGGCUCAGGGGCUUGGUGGUCCUGUCCCCAGAGAGAAGUUAUGUCUUGGAGCUGGGGCCUGGGGACAUUCAGGGUCCUCCCAUUAUCUCCCGGAUCCAAGACCUUCGCUUGCCAGGCCACGUCUGUGCCUUGAGCCGGAAUGCCCCUGUGCCCACGCAGGCUCCACCAGGGCACCCCCUGGGACAACGCCACAUUCACCGGCACAAGCGGGACGUGGUAACAGAGACCAAGAUUGUCGAGCUGGUGAUCGUGGCCGACCAUUCAGAGGUCAGGAGGUAUCCCGACUUCCAGCGCCUGCUGAACCGCACACUGGAUGUGGCCCUCCUGCUGGACAUGUUCUUCCAGCCCCUGAAUGUUCGGGUGGUACUGGUGGGCCUGGAGGCCUGGACCCAGCACGACCUGAUAGAGAUGAGCCCAAACCCAGCUGUCACUCUAGAAAACUUCCUCCACUGGCGCCGGACAGACUUGCUGCCUCGACUGCCCCAUGACAGUGCCCAACUAGUGACUGAUAUUUCUUUCUCUGGGCCCAUGGUGGGCAUGGCCAUUCAGAACUCCAUCUGUUCUCCCGACUUCUCAGGAGGUGUGAACAUGGACCACUCCAUAAGCAUCCUGGGAGUUGCCUCCUCGAUAGCCCAUGAGUUGGGCCACAGCCUGGGCCUGGACCACGAUUCACCUGGGAGCAGCUGCCCCUGUCCAGGUCCAGCCCCAGCAAAGAGCUGCAUCAUGGAGGCCUCCACCGACUUCCUGCCAGGCCUGAACUUCAGCAACUGCAGCCGGCAGGCCCUGGAGAAAGCCCUCCUGCAGGGGAUGGGCAGCUGCCUCUUUGAACGGCUGCCCAGCCUGCCCCCUAUGGCCCCCUUCUGCGGAAAUAUGUUUGUGGACCCUGGCGAGCAGUGUGACUGCGGCUUCCCGGAUGACUGCACAGAUCCCUGUUGUGAUUACUUCACCUGCCAGCUGAGGUCAGGGGCACAGUGUGCAUCUGACGGACUCUGUUGUCAGAACUGCCAGCUGCGCCCCGCCGGCUGGCAGUGCCGUCCUAGCAGAGGAGACUGUGACUUGCCCGAGUUCUGCCCAGGAGACAGCUCUCAGUGCCCCCCUGACAUCAGCCUGGGGGACGGCGAGCCCUGUGCUGGUGGGGAGGCUGUGUGUGUCCACGGGCGCUGUGCCUCCUAUGCCCAGCAGUGCCAGUCACUCUGGGGACCUGGGGCCCAGCCCGCCGCACCACUUUGCCUCCAAACAGCCAAUACUCGGGGCAACGUUUAUGGGAGCUGUGGCCGAAGCGCCAAUGGCAGCUACAUACCCUGCACCCCUCGAGACGCCGUUUGUGGGCAGCUUCAGUGCCAGGGGGGCAGGACGCAGCCUCUCCUGGGCUUAGCCCAAGAGCUGCGCUGGGAGACGCUGGAGGCCAACGGGACACAACUGAACUGCAGCUGGGUACACCUGGACCUGGGCAACGACGUGGCCCAACCCCUCCUGACUCUGCCGGGCACAGCCUGUGGCCCUGGCCUGGUGUGUCUAGACCACCGAUGCCAGCCUGUGGAUCUCCUAGGAGCACAAGAGUGUCGAAGCAGAUGCCAUGGACAUGGAGUCUGUGACAGCAACAGGCACUGCCACUGCGAGGAGGGCUGGGCACCCCCGGACUGCACCACACAGCUCCGAGCAACCAGCUCCCUGACCACGGGGCUGCUCCUCAGCCUCCUGCUGUUGCUGGUCCUAGUGCUACUUGGUGCCAGUUACUGGCACCGUGCCCGCCUGCGCCAGCGACUUUGCCAGCUCAAGGGAUCCAGCUGCCAAUACAGGGCAGCCCAAUCCAGUCCCCCUGAACGGCCAGGACCCCCCCAGAGGGCCCAGGUGUUGCCGGGCACUAAGCAGGUUAGUGCUCUCGGCUUUCCGGCCCCCCCCUCCAGGCCGCUGCCGCCUGACCCUGUGCCCAAGAGACUCCAGGCUGAGCUGGCUGACCGACCCAAUCCCCCCACCCGCCCUCUGCCCGCUGACCCGGUGGUGAGGCGCCCGAAGUCUCAGGGGCCUACCAAGCCCCCACCCCCAAGGAAGCCACUGCCUGCUGACCCCCAGGGCAGGCGCCCUUCGGGUGACUUGCCUGGCCCAGGGGCUGGAAUCAUGCCUUCAGUGGUCCCCUCCAGGCCAGCACCACCGCCUCCAGCAGCAUCCUCGCUCUACCUCUGACCUCUCCUGAGGUCGCGCUGCCUCCAAUUCGGAUUUAGGACUUAAAGAAGCGGAACCCUGUUGGAGUCCCCCACAAUGACUGAAGAAGCCGGAGCGUGGACACUGUAAUGCCCAGCCUUAGGGAAGCAAGACCGUCAGGCGCUGUGAAGCAGCACUCUGAUGACUCGCCGGUAUAGCUGCAGCCGGGGGCUAGUGGGGGACUGGGGCUGGAUGGGGCUGAGGGAGGUGCACCCAGCCUGUCUCUGUUCUGCUGCAAUAAAGAGAGAUCUUGAUCGCG